Megachile rotundata (alfalfa leafcutting bee) is the source of this 6663-nucleotide messenger RNA. RefSeq lists its product as uncharacterized. The record is from RefSeq and is a predicted model, not a curated record. NCBI's taxonomy places the organism in Eukaryota, Metazoa, Arthropoda, Insecta, Hymenoptera, Megachilidae.
GCCUCUCGACCGCGACCAUGAGAGCACUCAACCCGCGACGCCUACAGCUACCGACUAUCUUCCCUCGUUCCUUCCUUUGCCUUUUUCUCUUGUUACUCGUUGUUCGCGCUGGUCAAACUCGCAGUGUGCACCACGAUGAAGAGGACCAGCCCGGGGCCAAGGUUUCGGUCGAACGCGACGUAUGGUUAACCGGGGAGCAGACGGAAGCGAGCGUGCCGGAACAAGUGCAAACGAAACUCGUAUCCUCCGGAGACCAGGACGCUGGAGGGGAACAGAGCUCGGGUUCAGACGGAUCGCCUAACGGUGUACGCGAUCUCGAGAAAGGGGAAUCGAUCGUGACGGAGGGUAGUCCGUUGAAGCAAGACGAAGAGUCCAGCGUAGCCAAAAAGCGCAGACGAAACGAUGUUGUCCUCGGAAAUAAGUCCGAGAACCAAGGCAGUCCCGUCGAGGAGGUCAAAGACGAGGGGAUCAGGAGAUUCGACCAUCGAGUGGACACGGACGAUGCUUCCGCUUCCAAAACAGAAUCGAAAUCAGAGCACGUGUCGGUCGAACCUAAGAAAUCUUCGGUCGCGUUCGAAGAGAGUCGCAUUCAGGAGGUGGACGAGUCGGGAGUCGAAAUUCCAAGCUCCUUCCGGAAAGCGGUGAAGUUGGACGGCGAGGAUGGCGUUAAGAGCGAACAGGAAGUUAGCUCGAACGAUCACUCGGAUUUCGAAGAAGAGAACAGAGGGUAUAGAUCGUUGAGCGAGUCCCAAGGUAAAUCCAGACGCAAGAGCUCCACCGUUUACCUAAGCGCUGAGGAGAAGAAAAUAUCGGACGGGCAGCAACAGUCGAUCGUUGACGGACAGAUAAAGAAGUUGAUAUCGAUUCGAGAUGACGUGUUGGACGCUCAGAAGACGGACAAGCCGGACGAAGCGAAGCUCGCGAGUUCUAAGCGCGAGAUCGGAAUGGACGAAGUCGCCUUCAUGGAGCAGGAAGUUGAGAACGAGCGCAGAGACCAGGUAAAAAACGUUAAAUCGAUACCGAGUAUUCUCGAAAAGUGGAGACAGGAGGCUACGACGCUUCAGAGUCAGAUUAGAGAUAGAAAUUUCUUGUCGCGUUUGAGAGAGCAAUCGGUCGAAGUGCUUCCGGGAGUGCCAAAAUUCACGGAGAAUCAAUUGCUGGAAACGUUGGAGCGAAUCGUGCUGUCGAAGAGAUUGAAUCCUUUGAACGAGUCCUACACGACGAACGUGAAGGGCGUCGCGUUGACCGAGAAUCAGUUGCGGAUAGUCAAAUGUGCCGAGCAAUUGGUAGCCGUGAGAGAACGACAGUCCUUCGUCGAGAACUUGAUGGAAUGCAUUCAAGGGCUCAGCGUGCUGAAUUGCAUGCAAAUCUUUAUCUGGCCGAUCCUGCUGGACAACCUUCCAGAAUCAGUCACUCAAAACUUGCCGAAUCUACCGAUCGAGAUAAACGUGUCUGAUUUGUUUCAGGGUGUCGGUCAAAAGUCCGGCAGAGCUCAAGACAUUCAGCGGGUCAGAUUGAUCGCUCCGGACGCCGUGGUCCACAAUAUCCUUCAAGACGCUUUGGAAUCGUAUCCCAACGAUCAGACGCUGGUGUCGUACAUCGACCCGAAGAACGAGACGCUAAAAAAUUUGUUGACUUCCAAUCAGCUGAGCAUUCUGCAGAUGGCCGAGAAAUUCUUGCCGGAGGCGUUGCGAAGAGAGUAUUCGGACAGAAUGUUCUCCUGCGUCAGAAGGUUCGAAUACUUCAGCUGCGUGAAGUAUUUCGCUUGGCCCCUGAUCAAACAAUACUUUCCGGCGUUACCCGCUUUCCCCGACUAUCAGAGUUGGUACCCGAUCAUCGACCUUUCGCCGCAGUAUCCGAUCUUGCCUUUUCCGGGCUUCUCGGAAGACCUUGGCGAGCUACCCGAGAUCGUGGACGCCGAUGCGACCAGAACGAGGCGGCCCAGACCGGAGGCGAUAAUUAUUCGGGUCCUCCAAAACACUCUGAAGGAACAACCGCGAAUAUCGAGUUCCCCGUCCUUCUUGGACCAGGCUACGGACACGUACGUCGCACUCCUGCCUCAGGAUCAACUGUUGACCAUCAACAUGGCCGAGCAGCUCAUUCCGAUCUCGUAUCGACCAGAAUUCGUUCAGAAGACCGUUAGGUGCAUGAAGGAAUACAACUAUCUGACCUGCAUCAAAUAUUCAGCCUGGCCUACCGUUAGACAGUUCAUACCGACUUUGCCAGACAUUUCCAGACUUUUGCCAGAUUUUAAUGUUCCAGGAUUGUCGGACAUCGGCAGUUACGUGCCGGAGAUACCAACUUAUCCGGACGUGAGCUUCUACUGGCCGAUCGGUAGUACUUCUGUUCAGAAAUCGACGAACGUUCCAACUUAUUACGCUUUCAAGAACCGCGAGGUUGCACCGCAGUACUCCGACGAAUUGGAGAAUCUGAUUCUGGAUAUUUUACUGAAACUGCGAAGCUCUAUCGAUAAACGCAUGGAAACUUCGCCGGUUACUUUGACAGGGAACACGAUAACGUUCACGACGUUCACGAAACGACAGAUCGACAUCUUGCGCUUAGCCGAGUGUCUCAUACCGCAGUCUGCGAGGGCAACUUUGAUCACCGACGUUCUCACCUAUCUCCAGAAGAACAACGACUUCAUAGACUGCGCGAGAUACGUGAUUUGGCCGACGGUCGCCAGGUACCAGUCGACUCUACCCGAAUUUCCCAGCCCAGAGAACAGUCCGGUCGAUUCGAACAAUCAGAAUUUGCUGGAGAUCAAGGAAACGGUGACGAGCACCGGAGAGGUGAUACAGGAACGAGUCUUUUCGGAAUCAGAGAAGAAAGCGAUCUUCUUCCAGGACAACAAGGAGUCAAGGAAUAGAGUAACGAACGUUCCAGUGAUCAGCGUGACCGGCACGAGGUUCGUCCCAAUAUUUACCGAACAACCGGAGACGGUGAUCUACAACAUUCUCCGGUCGGUUCAGUUGCAAUCGGCCAAGACGACCGCGAGACCUUCGUUGAUCCUCAAGAAUCAACAGUUCCUCGAUUUGCUUAACGAGCAGCAAGGGAAUAUCGUGAACGUCGUGGACACUUUGCUUCCCGAGAACGUACGCCCCGACUUCGCCAACAAGAUGAUCGAGUGUCUUCGCAUCAACAACUUCCUGAUAUGCACCAGAGACAUCGUCUGGCCAACAUUAACGCAAUACUUCCCUUGGCUGCCAAAUUUCCCCGACUUCGGAAGCAUCAUCGGCACCCCGGUCGUCAACUCCACCUCUCCGACCCCCAAUCAAAACAUAACGGAACCUGACACCAGCUCGGACGCCCCUCUUUCGGAAACCGACGUGAAAACCGGUCAGCACGGGGAUACCACGGUGACCAUAACGGACACCAGAUUUUUCCCGAUUUACAACGAGCUGCCGGAAACGAUCAUCCUCAAUAUUCUGAAGGCCGUUCAGUUGUCCGUGCCCACGUUGCAAGGUCCUCCUCUUUCGACGAGGAUCAAGGAGCUUUCUCAGUUCCUGACAGAGCAGCAGAUCGCCAUCGUGCAGACCGCGGAGAAUUUAUUGCCUGCACCGUCACGGCCGACCUUCCUCGACAACACCGUGUCCUGUAUCAGAGACAGGAACUUCUUGGAAUGCGCCAGGGACGUGAUUUGGCCAACGGUUGCGCAGUUCUUCCCCUGGCUACCCAGCUUCCCGAAUUUUGGAAGCCUCAAAAGUUCGCAGACUUCGAGAAACAGCGCGAAUCAGAAGACGACAGAGUGGGCGUUCGAGGACGUGGAGGAGAAGAUAGAGAAUAUUUUGUUGGAUGCCCUGAAGAAGUCGAACGCGCAGCUGGAGCAGACUUUGAACAACAGCGACCCUGUGGCCUCGCACCUGAGCCAGCGGCAAAUAAACAUCGUCAAUCUAGUCGAGAGGAUUAUACCAGCCUCCGAGCGAGCAUCGUACGUCGCCAGAAUAUUGGAGUGCACGAAGCGUUACAAUUAUCUGGCUUGCACGAACAACAUCUCCUGGCCAAUUUUGAAGCAAUCGAUACCCUCUCUGCCAGACCUCCUCGGCCUCAGCGACUUGUUGACUCAGUUCCCCAGUAUCCUUCAGAUUCCCGAGUCUGCCUCGAACGCUGAUUCUCUCGCUAAUUAUUUUCUAGGCGCCUCUCAGACCUUGGGAGCACAGGUGUCUAGUGGAUUUUCUCAGUUACCUGUUAACUUGGGAGCUAGCUUAAAAAAUUCAGAACCGCAGACUCCACCUCGUUUGGAGACCCAAGAGACCGAGGCGAAUAAAACGUCAUCGACUACGCCGUCAGUAGGUAACGAAGGAAUCGUCCCCGGAUACGCAGGUCAGCCGCCAGGAAUCCUCUUAGAUAUCUCGAACGAAAAAGUUGACUUACCCAGUAACGCUUCGCAACUAUCAAAUCCAUCAAAAAACAGAAAACGUAGAAGUUUAGAAACUUACGACACGGAACAAGCGUCAGAAGAUUCUACGUCCGCGCCUCUAACGUUUCCAAACAUCACGGAAUCCGAGUAUCUUCAGCUUCUAAUCAGAAUUAAAGAGAACAAUAAACUUGCAGGCACCAAAUCGAAACAGUAUCUCGUCGACACUUUAAACUCUACGGUUAGGAACUCGUUGACCGCCGAUCAGUACGAAAUUCUGAAGAUAAUCGACGAUUUGGAUUACGGAGCAUCGAGCAAAGGCAUCGGGUCGCAAGUGGUUCAAUGUAUUCUGAGUCUCAGUUUCAUCAGAUGCUUAGGUAUAUUCGCGUGGCCUCUGAUCGUCAGCAAUUUACCUUCUCUGCUCCCCUCUUUCCCGAGUUUCGGUAUCUUCGGACGUUCGCUGAUGGAAAACCAGGUGCAGGACUUCUUCGACAUGUCCACCACGGACUUCGAGAAGGAGCUCCUAAAAAGAAAGGACUCGAUCGAACAUUCUCUACUCGACUGGUAUAAAAAACUAGCCGAAGACGAGUUCCAAACGAACGUGGGCUUUCUGAAGAUCAGAGGCUACGGAAACAACGAGAUUGGAAUCAGUGUCACUAGUUUUAGGCAAGGUCGAGGCGCAAAGAUCAAGGACAACAAAAAUCUGCCUAGUAUACUGACGAUCAUCACCGACAUCAUGGAGGAGGUUCUGGAUCAGCGUCCGGAAGGGGAGAAGAAGAAGGACAAGGAUAAAAAGGAGAGAAGCAUAGACGACGAACACAGGGAAGGUGGUAUACAGUUCUUGAAGGACAGCGACGAGUACCUGGACAUCAAAAGAUCGAUGAACGACGAUGAAAUCAUCUCCAUGUUUUUAAGCAAGAUCAAAUCGAACGAUUCCGAGGCAGACGACGAUAACGUGAAGUACUUUGAUCUCGAAGACGCGUACAACGCUUUCGGGGUACUGUUCGGUACCAAGCUACACGACAAGCUGAACGACCCGCAGUUCAAGUCUGAGAGCGUGGAAUCGCAGAAAGAGGUGGACAUCGUAUCCUUGGAGUCUCAGGACUUCGACGAACUGAAGACGUUGCCUCUGAGUCAGGUGGCGUACGAUUUUGAGAAAGAGUCCUCCAGCGAUCAGGAAGAGAAGCAACGAGAGAAGCGAGCGAAGAACCUUCUGAAGUUAGUGGAAAAACACUCGGACAAUUACUUGGAUUCCGACGAGAAAGGCGUGGAGGAUAAUAAAAUCGUCGAAGAACGACCCGAACAGGGUACGAAGUCAGGAUUGAUCAUCAGACUACCGCAAUUAGACGACGAGAUUCUAUCGAAGAAGGUGACGAACUCCGUGACUGACCUGGCCAGGGGUUUGAAAACGAAGAUGGGUCAGAUGAUGCCAGGGUUCGGUAUGGUGUUGUCCUUCUUGCUUCAGAUGGCUCUCGCUCAUGCUCGCGCGGCUGCCUCGAUGGCUAGCAUGAUCAGCAACAUGGCUCUGGGUUCGGCUAUGUUCGGAAUGGUGCGAGACUCCUUCUUCGGCUCCAAUAGCCACCCACAGAUCAAAUACGUUUACGAAAACCAUAAGGUUGGACCAGGUAUCGUUUGGCCUUCUCAAUAUGAACCAUCACCUCAUCACAAUGAUUACUAGAGCGAUUUUUAGAGUAAAUUUUUCUUCGGGUAGCUGUAGCGAUAAGCAUAGGAAGGAUAUCGAAUGUUUGGAAAUUUUCAAGGCGUUCAAUUCGAUUCCAUGAUUUCGAGUAGCAACGAGGGUUCUAGGGUAACCGAUAGCGAUUAUUUUUUCGUAGGAUUAUAGACAACGGCACGGCAUUUGAUUUACUAUGCGUUAAGACGUAACUCGUAGGUUUCGUCGCGUUUCCAUUAAAGGCUGAAUAACAAUGAACGUUGUAUUGGGCUAGCUUUAAUUUUUUCCCGAACGCGGCUGACGACGGUCGUCGUUCGAUCUUCUCGGUCUUCAAUGUAAUCGUCUUUUUAAUAGAUCUUUUUAGCACGUUCAAAGACUCGGUUCUAGUUUCUUUCGUACGUAAGUGUCUUAACAUACGGAUCAUCGACUGUUUCACCCCCGGGGAUUUUCAUGGUGACGGGUAAGAAAAUUCUUCGUUACGCUGUUCUUUUAUCGAUCUCCAUGUAAUCGAUGUGCUCAACGGAAUACAAGUAUUGUAAAAGCUUUAGUUUGUAAGUCAGCGAUUCUUGCCAGUGUUACGUUUGCGAUAAUAAACGUCUGAGAAUCCAUAUACCCUCUUUUCCCUAUUUUAUAUUCU